Molecule: messenger RNA, 3186 nt
Organism: Exophiala dermatitidis NIH/UT8656
Lineage: Eukaryota; Fungi; Ascomycota; Eurotiomycetes; Chaetothyriales; Herpotrichiellaceae
Exons: 2
Coding region: 146-2473 (775 amino acids)
Biological process (GO): cytoplasm to vacuole targeting by the Cvt pathway; intra-Golgi vesicle-mediated transport; Golgi organization
Cellular component (GO): membrane; COG complex; cis-Golgi network
Source: RefSeq, a predicted model, not a curated record
CUCGACAACCCGCUCACUGUUCAUCCGCGGGUCAACCGCCCGUUAGCAGCGAACCACCAGAUUUCGAAGAGACUUGUGCACCUAUGGCCGUGCUAGGUCAGUUGCAGUACUCCAAGCAGCACGAUUGACCGAGAUCGUCGGCGCCAUGGCCGCGGAAGACUCCGCCCAAGCCGACCGAGAUGCCACCUUAGCACGACUCCAAGAAGUAGAGACAGAGCUUGAUCUCUUCAAACUGUCUACUGACCUGGAUGAUGCCCUGUUGGAUGCCAGUCUGGAUGAGUAUCAACAAUACCUUGACCAACUGGACGCCGCACGAAGCCAGCUAGACACCCUACUUGCCGACACCGCUGCGACAUUGGAUGAGCUGUCCGACAUCUCGGCAUCCUUCAAAGCCAUCGAUGCGCAGACAAAGGCCUUCCAGAGACAGUCAGCACAUAUACUUGAGGAGCAGCGCCGUGACGACGCCAUUGCGCAAGAUAUUGCCGAGAAUCUGCGCUACUAUGAACCGCUGGAAUGGAUUACCCGACGUCUCAACUCCCCUGGUGCUGGGACGUUUGUCAGGAGCAAGGAUUUCUCGGAUAUGCUCAUCACGCUGGACGAGUGUAUUGACUACAUGCAAACGCAUCCGAACCAUAAAGAGGCCGAGACCUACCGGUCACGAUACAGGCUACUGCUUACACGGGCUCUGACGCUGGUGCGGAACACCUUCAUGGCCGAAGUGAGGGAAGUGACGAGCGAGGUGGCCGGCAGGAUUGCAGCCAAGCAGCUUAACGACACCACCAUGUCGGCUUUACUGUAUGCGAAAUUUCGGGUUGGUGCAGCUGAAAUGAAGGAAUUGGGCUUGGAGAUCCAGAAACGCGCAAACCCUCCGGCAGAUGCGGACCCAGACACGGAAGGCGAGUACCAGAGUUUGAUGACCGAAUUGCACACGACUUUCGCAUCAUGUCGAGCAAGGCUCAUCCUACCGAUUGUGCGGAAGCGCCUGGCCGAAAUCAGCCAGGCACCUAGUUCCAAGGACCUUGUGCAGUUUGCGCGCACUAGCAUCAGCUAUGUUCGAGGGGUCUGUCUUGACGAGUUUGAGCUCUGGUCGGAAUGGUUCCACGGCUACAGGGGGCUUUAUGAUUUCCUGGAGUCGGUAUGCGAGCCACUUUAUGACCAUUUACGGCCCCGGAUUAUCCACGAAAACAAGUUGUCCAAACUUUGUUCGCUAGUGACGCUGCUGCAGACCAGGUAUCUCCAUGACGAGGAGGACGACGGGCCAGCAGACUUGAACCAGCUAGACUUUUCCGCCCUUAUCCAGCCGGCAUUGGAAGAUGCGCAAACGAGACUGGUCUUUCGUGCCCAGGCCAUCUUGCGUGAAGAGAUUGAACUUUUCAAGCCCAAACCCGAAGAUCUGGACUAUCCCAGGCUCAUUUCCAGACCCCCAACCUCGGCUACGCAGUUGUCUGGCCGCCGGAAGAACAGUGAACCACUAACACCACUUCCCAAGACACCGGAGAUUGUGGAUGAAGACUCGGGAGAAGAAGGAUCCUUUUCAUGGACGAUGGCCUCCCGCCGCAUCGCGCUACAGAACUGCUACCCGACACUGUCGAAAGCGGUACGCCUCUUGUCCAGGAUUUAUAGGCUGGUCAAUUCAUCCGUCUUCGAUGAUCUGGCGCACCAGAUUGUUCACCAGACCACAGUAUCUCUGGUUCACGCAUCGACGCAAAUCUGCUCUCGAUCCUCCCAGGCCGAUGGCCAGCUGUUUCUCUUGCGACAUCUGCUCUUGCUGAAGUCUCAGAUUGUCGCGUUUGACAUUGAAUAUGUCACGCCCGACGUGUCCUUUGACUUUUCCGGUGUGGCAAGCACCUUCUACGAGAUCCGCGAGCGGGGCGGAUUAUUCAAUCCUCGAAGCUGGAUGAAGCUCUUCAGCACAGGCGGCCUCCUUCCCCGAGUGGUCGAGAACAUGCUGGACGCCAAAGUCGAGUUGGACGGGCGCCUGCGGACCGUGAUCAACGACUUCACGGCCGGCUUCGCUGCGGCCAUGACCAAGAAUCUACCCAAGGACGUGGACAAGGCCAAGAAUUCGAAGAACAGUGCUGCCCUUGGCGACGCCGUCUCCGCGACCCGCAAGCAUAUUGAGAAGGAGGUGCCUAUCCUUCGAGCCAAGCUGGAGCAGUACCUCGACGACAUGCGGACUCGCGAAACGCUCGUGGCCGCGGUGGAAGAUCAAGUCCUGCAAAUCUAUGAGACCUUCUUUGACAGUUACACGAGUCGAUCGGCUCCAGGCGCCAAUGGCAAGGUCAACGGAGCCAGCCAGAUCUCGCGCAAGGGCAAGAGUCCCGAAGAUGCCGUUUGGGACAGUGACACGUUUGCCGAGUGGGCGGAAUCCGUGUUCAAUGUUGCAUUGCCCAAUGCGGAAGAGGAGGACGAUGAUGAUGAUGAUGCGAGUCGGCCUGCUUCCCGGAGUUUGUCCAGGAGUCGUAGUUCAUAAGGAGUUUUGAAUGCCAGUGGGUGGUCGAUUGAUUAGAUAGAAAUAGCAUCAGACCGGCAAAAUCUGGCCUGAAAGACGAGCUGAAAACGUUUCAAUCGACAGCAGCAGGCUGAGGCUGCCCUCGUAGAUUGACCUUUCCACGUCCCACGCCGCCCUGAAGCUUUUGCGCCCUUUCGAUCCACGUCUUGGCGGCCUCCCCUACGCCGCCGGACAUGGCACAUUCGCGCUCCAACAAGGCACUGAUUUUGCUCCGUAGAGCAUUGGCAUUAGAAUUACUGGUUUCUGAUGACGAAGACGGGGUUGGUGUUGUGGCGGCGGCCGCUCUUCGUCUGUUGCCCACAAUGCCGAUGUUUCUGGUACUUGGGAUUCUCAUCAAAGUCAACUCGACUUGAAAGCCAACCUCCUCAGCCAACGCGACAGUCUUCCGUGUCAGACACGCAUACAUUGACUUGUCAUCUGUAUGAUUUGCGGCUUUGACUUUGGCGGCUCUUAAGGCUUUUAGAUCGCCUGUUUCGGGUUGGGGCUCAGCGUCACCAUCGUUCGGUAAUUGCGUUGAUGGUCCCGGUCUGAUUUCGCUAGGCCAAUACCGAUGUUUCGCCCCACUAAAAGCAUGCGAGCAGCACGGAAUAGACAAGAAAGGAAGCGGGUUUUGAGGGUCUGACAGGGCCGCCAGGAGGGGUGUCCAGGGCGUGAGUUCGUCGGCAUGAUUAGAG